AUGCACAACUUGCUUACAACCAAAAACAUCCAGUUUUGCUUGCUAAGCAAACAUCACGUAACCGAUUUAAUUAUUCGACAAUACCAUCAAUCUAAUUUACACGGAGGAAUACAAUCCACUCUUUACUCAAUCAGAGAACGCUUUUGGAUAAUUAAUGGUAGAGAUCAAGUUAGAAAAAUUAUCAGACACUGUGUGGAUUAUAUUCGUACCAAACCUAAACCCUUACAGGCCCAAAUGGCUGAUUUACCGGCAGCUCGCGUAAUCGAAGCCCCAGCAUUUAGUAACGUUGGUGUGGACUUCUUUGGACCUCUUUAUAUUAAGGAAAAACAGUUUAGAUGUAGAACAACCCUUAAGGUGUAUGGAUGCGUUUUUGUAUGCAUGAUGUCCAAAGCGGUUCACAUUGAACUAGCACAUGAUCUCUCUGCGGAAGGUUUUUUAGCCGCCUUUUAUAGGUUUAUUAGUCGUAGGGGAAUACCCGAGCACGUAUAUUCAGAUAACGGGACAAAUUUUGUAGGAGCCAAUAAUGAAUUGAGAGAAAUUUAUGACUUAUUUAAAACACCCGAAUAUGAAAACCAAAUCGAAAAUUACGCACUUUCUAAUCGCAUAACUUGGCAUUUCAACCCGCCUUUAUCACCUCACUUUGGCGGUCUUUGGGAAGCUGCAGUAAAGAGUUUCAAACACCAUUUAAAACGCAUUCUGAAAGAUCAUACUCUCACAUACGAACAAAUGCAAACUUUACUCAUUGAGAUUGAGGCUAUUCUAAAUUCAAGACUAAUAUGCACUCUUUCUGCGGAUCCCAAUGACCCUCUAGCAUUAACACCUGCUCACAUACUUAUAGGAAAGUCUUUCAAAACAUUACCCGAGAAAAAUCUUGUUUCAGUUCCUGAUAAUCGUCUAUCCACCUGGAACUUCAUAACUAAGGCUCGACAGGACUUUUGGAAUCGUUGGCAUACUGACUAUCUCAAUGAGUUCAAUAUUCGUCAAAAAUGGCAUGAAUCUACUGGCGAAAUCAAACCUGGUGCGGUCGUUAUUCUCAUCGAAAAGACAAUUCCACACGGGCGGUGGCCGCUGGGUGUGGUUCUUGAGGUGUGUCCUGGGAACGACGGCAUCGCGCGAGUAGCUCAAGUCAAAACCACGACGGGCGUUUAUAAACGAAAUAUUACUAGUUUAUGUUUAUUACCGAUUUCCUAA
This is a messenger RNA of Copidosoma floridanum, 1191 nucleotides long. RefSeq lists its product as uncharacterized. Lineage: Eukaryota; Metazoa; Arthropoda; Insecta; Hymenoptera; Encyrtidae. The record is from RefSeq and is a predicted model, not a curated record.